Messenger RNA from Apaloderma vittatum (bar-tailed trogon), 1587 nucleotides. It is a transcript of the gene GALNT5, whose product is annotated as polypeptide N-acetylgalactosaminyltransferase 5. The record is from RefSeq and is a predicted model, not a curated record. NCBI's taxonomy places the organism in Eukaryota, Metazoa, Chordata, Aves, Trogoniformes, Trogonidae. Gene Ontology annotation, cellular component: Golgi apparatus.
CACAGGGUCUUGUCCGUGGACGCCACGUUUGCCCCGAGAGACCCCCAAGCUCCCGGCCAGUUUGGGCACCCUGUCGCGGUCCCUGUCGAGAAACAAGAAGAAGCGAAAAGCAGGUGGAAGGAAGGAAACUUCAAUGUCUACCUCAGCGAUUUGAUCCCCGUAGACCGAGCCAUAGCAGACACCAGGCCUGCCGGGUGCUCCGAGCAGCGGGUUCACGACAACCUCCCGACCACCACCAUCAUCAUGUGCUUCGUGGAUGAGGUGUGGUCCACCCUGCUGCGCUCUGUUCACAGCGUCCUCAGCCGGUCCCCUCCACGCCUGAUCGAAGAAGUCAUUUUGGUGGACGACUUCAGCUCCAAAGAGUACCUCAAGGAGAAGCUGGACAAAUACAUGUCGCGGUUCCCAAAAGUGAAGAUCCUCCACCUGAAGGAGAGGCACGGUCUCAUACGGGCCAGGCUGGCAGGAGCACAGAUGGCCAAAGGCGCCGUCCUGACGUUCCUGGACUCGCACGUGGAGUGCAACGUGGGGUGGCUGGCCACUGGGAGGGGGGGGGGGCGGGAGCCACUGCUGGAGAGGGUCCACCUGAGCCACACCAAGGUUGCCUGCCCCGUCAUCGAGGUCAUCAGCGACAAGGACAUGAGUUACAUGACCGUGGACAACUUUCAGCGCGGGAUUUUUACUUGGCCAAUGAAUUUCGGAUGGAGGCAGAUUCCUCAAGAGGUCAUUGAGAAAAAUAAAAUCAAGGAAACUGAUAUAAUAAGGUGUCCAGUCAUGGCAGGCGGCCUGUUUUCCAUUGAUAAGAAGUAUUUUUUCAAGCUGGGAGCGUACGACCCGGGACUGGAUGUUUGGGGAGGUGAAAAUAUGGAGAUUUCAUUCAAGGUCUGGAUGUGUGGGGGAGAGAUUGAGAUUGUCCCAUGCUCCAGAGUUGGGCACAUUUUCAGGAACGACAACCCGUACUCCUUCCCGAAAGAUCGGGUGAGAACGGUGGAGAGGAACCUGGCCCGUGUCGCGGAGGUCUGGCUGGACGAAUACAAGGAGUUAUUCUACGGCCACGCUUACCACUUGGUUUUGAAAAACCUGGAUGUCGGCAACCUGACUCAACAAAUCCAACUGCGGAAGAAGCUUCAGUGCAAAAGUUUCCGGUGGUACCUGGAGAACGUGUACCCAGACCUGGAGGCUCCCCUGGUUAAAGCCAGUGGGCUGCUUGUUAACGCUGCCACGGCAAGGUGCAUCACCGUGGAGAACACCACUGUAGCUUUGGCGGCGUGUGACGUUAACGACAAGCACCAAAGGUUCAACUACACCUGGCUGAGACUCAUCCGGCACGGAGAGCUCUGCCUCGCUCCGGCUGGUGCCAUGGGAGCGCCGGACCUACGUCGCUGCCAGGGUGGGAGCCACGGCCUGACGUGGCUGCACGGGUCGCUGGCCACCAGCCACCGGGAGCUGAGGGACCACAUCAUCUCGGAGCACCUCCAGCAGCCGAUGUGCUUGGAAGUGGAUCCUUCUCACACAGCCCUGCGGGUAAAUGCCUGUGACUCUGCAAAUCCUCAUCAGAAGUGGCAGUUUGGCAAUUACUACGCAGACUGA